This is a messenger RNA of Brassica rapa (field mustard), 4626 nucleotides long. Its product is annotated as transcription factor bHLH75. Gene Ontology annotation, cellular component: nucleus. Lineage: Eukaryota; Viridiplantae; Streptophyta; Magnoliopsida; Brassicales; Brassicaceae. Gene Ontology annotation, molecular function: protein dimerization activity; DNA-binding transcription factor activity. The record is from RefSeq and is a predicted model, not a curated record. Gene Ontology annotation, biological process: regulation of DNA-templated transcription.
GCUUGCGAUUCUCCAAGUUGUAUUUCUAUCUUUUAACCGCCACUGAUACAAGUUCUUAACCACAACUUUUGUGACGCAUUAGGUUAUUUUGCGGUUGACAAGGACUCUGAGCCUGGGAAGCUUGUGUUUAACCGGACGGUCACACUCAGAGACAGCUACGGGAAAGUUGGGAAGUACAAUUCUCCACCCCAUAUUAACCACUUUGUUGUUUGAAACUUUACAAGGCAGUAAAUUAAAACUUUGUUUUUGUUACGCACCUAGUGCAAGCCAGUUAAGAUGUGGUUUUGUUGACCUUGUUUCUAAGUGAAUGGAACUAAUCCUUGGAUAAUUCGUUUACCAAAUACAUAAUAGAAAGGUGAAUAACACAACUUCUGCUUCAAGAUAAGUUUAGUUGGGCAGAACAAUAAGUGAAAAAGUAGAGAAACACAUGGAAUAAAGAAAGGAACAACAAGGAAUGGAGAACAGUUAUGAUUUCCAAAUUUAGAAAGUUAUUAAUGGUAAUUUGUGCCCAUCAGUUUUCUUUUUCCGGAAAUCCAUUGGUGUUACUGAAUUGAAAGAUAUUUUUAUUUAUUAGAGACGGGACUUGUGAAUUACUGUAGUAGUAAACUUUAAAGAUUGAAAUUUUACAAGGCUAUUUUUUUUAUGUGCAUACCACCCUAAUCGAUAGGCUAUUCUACUGUUGAUUUUUUGGAUACUCUAAACUCUGCUUCCUUUAAUUGUGUGUAAACUAAGCAAACAGCCACAGAUUGGUUGAUUAUAAAAACGAUGUGGGAAAGAAAAUACAUCUGAAUACCAAAAUAGACAAAGUAACAAAAUGCUGGUACAUGUACGGUUGCAUGCAAAAACCAAUAACAUUUCCUAAGCUACAUUGUUAAAUUGGAGGAGUUGGAGUGAAUGUAGCCCUACAAAAAAGAUGGACGGAGCUUAGCAGCUUCAAUAGUAGGAAUAUUUAUGUAACAUAUGGCUCUUCUCAGCUUCUACUUCAGCAAACUUUUUGUUGUUCAUAUGAGGCUGUUUUGUGUUUGAGGCCUGAGUUCCUCCAGAGAAUUAGAAGCCUUUGAAUUUCUAAUAUUUCUGACAUGUUUUCUAACUGUUAAGAAUAUAAAAAUGAGUACAAGACAAAACUCAUUUGAGACCUAGCUAUGAAGUGCUUAUUUAACACGGUUGGAUUUGAGAAUUUGUUUAAACAGUAAGAUCUAAUUUAAAUUUAGAAGAGGUUACUAAAGAGUAUCGCUUUGAAAUAACAACAAUGAAAAUCACCAAACACUAUUUUCCAUCACCCAAUAAAACUUUGUCCUGAAAGUAAGAAAAUCAACCACGCAGGCGUGGUCGAUUGGUACACGAGUUCCAUCACCCAGUAUAACUUAUCUUCAGAUUACACAUAUGUGUGGCUAUGAGACAUGAGUAUUUGACUACUACUUAAGAAAUUGGAUUUGUAUGUCAAUUAGUUUGAGCUUCGGUUUAAGACACUCCAAAUCCACCAAAAAAGGAAAAAAAAGUAAGUAAAUCACUAUCAUGAUCCAUCGUCAUAAGUCAUUUUUUAGCAUGCUUUUAACAAAAUUACCAAUGUAAAUAAUUUAGAAAGUCAAUAGCCAUUUAAUAAAUCUACAUGAAAAAUUAUCUCCUCGUGGUAAUACUAGUUAGGCAAAAUAAAUUAUUAGAUGAUUCAAAAAACUUAUGACCACUACUAAAUUUUGGGGUAGAUAUAACUAAUUCAUGUUUAUUCAUAAUAAAAAUAUUUUCCUUAACAAAUCAUUUACUUUUUGUUGCCACGUUGAAAAGGCUAUUACCGUAAUGUAUAGUGUGGACAAAACUAAUCAUAAUUAAUGUGAACAAUACAUAUAUAUAUAUAUAUAUAUUUAUUAUUUUUUUUUUUUGAUAAAAUGAAAGCAGAGAUAUUCCCAACUGGAACUAGUAUUAGUUGGAUAGUUGUCUCAUUAUUGAUGUAAGAAAAUGGAAAGUGGUGAAGCCAAUCUUUAACGAUUGGGAUGGGCUUGGAUUUUUUUGCCUCUUCCCAAUCAUAUUGAUGUCACGCCAUCAAAGUUUAAUUUGCUAAUUUCUAUUAUUAAAGCAUUGAUUGACAAUUUAACUAUGAGGUUCACAUUACGUAUUCCCUCUGUUUAAUAAAAAAUAUAUAUUUUUUAAAAUUGUAAAUUGUAAAAAAAAUUUAAAAUUAAUUAUUAUUAUUAUAUUGUAAGUCAUUAAAAAUUAUGAGAAAAAUAGUCACAAAAUAUUAUAUUUAUAAUCAAAAUUUAAAAUAUUUUUUUAAUGUGUGGAAUUUCCGAAACAAGAAAAAUUUUAAAAUGAUAAAAUUAUUUGCAGAAUCGCAUAAUUAGCCUUCCAAAUACCGAAACCUAGAUUCAAUUAUAUGAUAUCAAAUGAUUCUCUUUGUGGGAGUUCGGACUCGAUUUCCAAUACAAAAAUUAUUUUAGUUUUUCUUUUCGUGUUACUUUUAUUUUGCAACCGGCUAAAUCUAUCUAUGUCGUAACUAAACCACAUUAUUCGGUUGUGGAUUGAGACUUUGGAAGCCACACGCAAUGCAAAAACAUCAAAAGAUCUUUCGUUGUAAGUGUUUGGUUUCUAGUUUAAUUAUUCAAUUUUUAGUCUCAUAUAUUUACAAGUUAUACACUUUAAGUAUUACAAAUACAAGGAAAACAAAAUAUUGUGUAUUAAAAAGGAUAAAAACAUAAGCUCUUCGAACCAUGCAUAUAUGCUAUUCAAGGAAGAUAGAAUUGGGUUUUUGGGUUAACAGAUGUGCUAUACUUGUAACGUAUUUCAGAACUAAACGAAAUCAAAUACUGUAAAUAUUUAGUUGAUAUAAUUUGUAUAAAUGUUUACCAUGUAACCAGUUUAACUUAAGUAGACGUUAUUUUGGCAACUUAUAUAGUCUUAAGUGUUACAAAAAGAUAUAGUUAAUGUAAUUCCACUAACUGAACGAGUUAGCCGUUUAACACUAAGUCGUCCUAUUUACGUUUUGUCUGAUAGCCUAAUGAUUCAAAAACUUGUUGUGAUCACUCGACGAUCAUUAAUGCAAUUUCUUCUGUUUCAAUUUGGCACCAUACUUGUAUACAUUAAAAGGGAUCCUCAAAAGGUCCCGACAGGUUAGAUAUAUCUAACAUUGAACAUGGGUCCCACAAAAUCUACUACACAAUGAUAAAUGGAAACCUAGGUACAAGUUCUUUUUGAUCCUCACACGUUUCUUUCUCAUUCUCACUAAGUCACACAAUACAAGGAGCAAAUACCAAAUCACUCAGAAAAAAAUAAAAGUAAAUACAUAAAAUAUUGAUCCCAUCUUAAUAAUCUCUAUCUAUAUAAACAACCACAACUCAAUUGCAGAAUUUACAACUGUCUUAGAGAAAGGAAAAAGAAAAACAAAGCUCGCAAAAAUAAAUCAUAUAUAUUUUAGCUUGCAGUGUCUCUAAUGGCACGGUAUGAGCCAUAUAAUUAUAACAUUGGUCUUAACCCUUCGUUACCACAUAUUAACCAAAAUCAAGAGCUGAUAAAUCUGGACUUACCAGUUUCUACUACUCCGUCCAGUUUUAUGCUUUUCUCCAAUGGAGAUUUAGUUGAUGCCCGUCACAACAAUUCUCACUUCUCCCCAAAUUUAUUGCACGGUGAUUUGGGAAGACAAGACAAAAAAGAAGAGAGUGGGUCGAAGAGAAAAAGAAAGAGGUCGGAAGAGGAAGAAUCCAUUAAUGAAGAUAAUAUUGAGAAGGCAAGAGAUGUUGUUCAUGUUCGAGCUAAGAGGGGUCAAGCUACUGAUAGCCACAGUUUGGCUGAAAGGGUACGAAGAGAGAAGAUAAAUGAAAGGCUGAAGUGCUUACAAGACCUUGUUCCCGGCUGCUACAAGACAAUGGGUAUGGCAGUGAUGCUUGAAGUCAUCAUAGAUUAUGUUCGAUCGCUGCAGAAUCAAAUCGAGUUUUUGUCCAUGAAACUCUCAGCGGCAAGUGCGUAUUAUGACCUUAAUUCUUUGGAUAUUGAGCCAACGGAUACAUUUCAGGGAGGGAAUAUGUAUAGUGCUGAAGAGAUGGAAAGGAUCUUAAGAGAAGGUGUAGGAACACAGCCUCCGAAUUUCAGUUCAACAUUGCCCUUUUGAUCAUAAGAAAAUAAUCAUAAAAGUUAUUCUAUAAUUAAACUCUAUAAAUAAGGACUUGUCAUAUCAGUAUACGUUUAUAAUAAAUGUAUAACCUUAUGAAUCUUAUGCAUAUAUGUAACUUGAAAAUAAUAUAGAGUAAAAGUUAUGUUACUUAUCCUAUUUGUUAGAGGAAGGCUGAGUUGUUAAGGUUUUAUUGGGAGGCCCCCCCCGUAUUAUCCACGUGACUUCAAGGCUCGCUAGUUUCAGUCUCAGUUUCAGGCAUAAAAGCAUCAUGUGCGCUCUCUAGUUUCCAUGGCAUCUUUACCAUUAUCACCAGUCAAACGUCGAAGUUAGAGGACUUCUCUGCAUUUAGUGUUGCCUUCGUGCGAUGAUUGCCUCUAUCUAUGGUACUUUUAAUUCUAGUUUGGUUGUUAUACCAACCGUUCUUUUGGUCGUUUUAGCUCUGUUUUCAUAUAUAAAACUUUAGUUGAUCCAAAAAAGGGGGAAAAACAAGAAACUCUAUUUUGAAUAACAUAUGAUUUUGAUAUUAA